CAAUCCAAGUAUAUAGAGUGAUCUAAAACGUAACCGGUAGAUUCCAUUCCGACCGAAAACAAGGGUUUUUUUUUUUGUUAAUCAGAUGAAGAGGCAAAAAGUAAUCGAGUUAGAUCGUGUGGAGACGCCGACGAAGAGCUUCAACAUAGAUUGGGACAAUGUUUUGGUCGACGAGGAAGUCCCCGACUUGGAGAUCGUCGACAAAACCCCGCCGCACGAGCCUGCUUUCUCCGGCGACGAUUCCGCCGUCUGCGUGAAAUCCCUCAAGGACAGCGAGCUCGACGAUCAUCUUAAGCGUCAGAGGUCGCUUCUCGCUUCUUUCGCCGACAAGUUGCCGGACAAGGGCGCGAGAAUCCGCUCCAGAAUCGGAAGCCUCGAGUACGAGAAGCAGCGACGGUUGCUCCGCCGCGCCAAAUCGGAUACUGACGAAUGUCAGAUCCUCGCGCAGCCAAAAAGCUCAGAUGUGUGUAAGCAAGCGAAUACAGCUACAGGAUCGAAAGAGGCGUCUCGGUCAACAUUCGUUUCUCAUUUUAGUGUUAAUCUCAAAGUGGAGGCUCGACCAGUGAAACUCUUUAGUGAAGAUUUGGGACGCGAAAGCUGGAAAGGAAAGGCUAGUGGAGAGACUACAACAAAGCAAAGCAAUGGGUGGCGGUCGUUGCCGAGACUAGGCAAGUCUCAGAUCGGUGAAACAAACUUUUAUUCUGGAUUUAAGGACCCAAAAGGGAAGCGAGAACACGAUGAAGCUUCUGUAAGUAGAAAAAGAAAGACAAAGGAAUCUUCCCCUUAUUUACUCGUUGAUGAUGAUGAUGAUGAAGACGACGUCGUUGGAUAUGAUACUCCUAGGGAGUUGAGCUGUAAAGCAUCUCUAUCACAGAGGUCAAGCUGCAGGAAGAAAUCAGAUGAUAAAGUUAUUAAUUUGGACGAAGAGGAACCUGAGUCUCCAGUGGUAGUAGAGGAAGCUCUUGAACUUCCUGAAGGGUUACCGGGAGAUAUUUGCUACCCAUCAAGGGAUGACCCAGACCUUGUUCAAGUGUCUCUUGAUGAUCUUAAAUGCCUUUCACCUAGAGAAUGUCUUACAUCUCCAGUUAUAAAUUUCUACAUCAGGUUCCUGCAGCACCAGGUGUUUGCAGCGAAUCAGACAGCUGCUGAUUGCCAUUUCUUUAACACAUUUUUUUACAAGAAGCUCAUAGAAGCUGUUUCAUACAAGGGUAACGACAAGGAAGCAUCUUUUGUGAGGUUGAGACGGUGGUGGAAAGGUUUUGAUCUAUUCCGCAAAUCAUAUAUAUUUAUACCAAUUCAUGAGGAUCUCCACUGGAGCUUGGUGAUCAUUUGCAUCCCAGACAAGGAGGAUGAAUCAGGUUUGACUAUAUUUCACUUGGAUUCAUUGGGACUUCAUCCAACAAGAUCAAUUUUUAAUAACGUCAAAAGGUUUCUGAUUGAGGAGUGGAGUUACCUGAAUCAAGAUGCUUCUCUACCGGAUUUACCAAUCUCAGAAAAGAUAUGGAGAGACCUUCCAGAUAGGAUCAACGAAGCUGAAGUGAAGGUUCCGCAGCAAAAGAAUGAUUUCGACUGUGGUCUGUUUGUGCUCUUGUUUAUACAACGGUUCAUCGAAGAUGCUCCUAAGAGGUUGAAACUGCAGGAUCUGGGAAUGAUUCACAAGAAGUGGUUUGAACCCAAAGAAGCCUCCGCUUUGAGGAUCAAAAUCUGGAACAAACUCAUUGAGCUAUUCCUUGAGAGUAAUCAAACAGUUUAAAGCUGUACAUAGAACAGAGUCCCUGAUUUAUGCCAAAACAUUCUCAUUUAUCAGUGAUUUCUUAAGUAUGGCUUUUCAUCACACAGUUGUAAAAAAAUAAAUAAGAAUGCAUCAAUCUUAACUGAA
Brassica napus (rape) is the source of this 1879-nucleotide messenger RNA. RefSeq names its product ubiquitin-like-specific protease 1C. The coding region runs from base 86 to 1753 and encodes 555 amino acids. Gene Ontology annotation, molecular function: cysteine-type peptidase activity. NCBI's taxonomy places the organism in Eukaryota, Viridiplantae, Streptophyta, Magnoliopsida, Brassicales, Brassicaceae. The transcript is spliced from 14 exons. The record is from RefSeq and is a predicted model, not a curated record. Gene Ontology annotation, biological process: proteolysis.